AUGAUGAUCGGCAAAGCUAUACUCGUAGUCUCGUGUGUCGUUACAGUGAGUGCGGGGCCUAAACCAGAUGGGUGUGAGGAUGUGACGGUGGUAGGGGGUGGGGUCGGAGGAGCGUUUGCAUCGUGGCGACUCAGACAUCGGGGACUGCAUGUUGGUCUGUACGAGUUGUCUGACAGGCUAGGCGGUCGCUUCUACACGCACAUCUUUCCACAAGCUCCGGAUAUCCCGAUCGAGCUUGGAGCUAUGAGGUUCAUGAGGGAGACACACAAAGUCCUGUAUCGUACCAUACAGGAGGUCGGAUUAAGAACAGUCUUAUUUGAACGGAAAUACCCAGGCAUCGUGGACUCGUUCUACCUGAGGGGAAGACGUCUAAGCAUAGAAGAUUUAAGAACAGACAAUGUACCUUAUAACCUUCGCUCAUGCGAGUCGUACGGAUUGGAGUCAAUACACAGAUACCUGACACAGAAGACCAACUUUAGCGGAAAUAUGGACUCACUAGAACAAGAGCGGCCUUUCCUAAUAUCAGAGGAUGGAGAAUUGAUGUCAAAUCAAACAUUGCAGGAGUUCUACAGAAAAUAUUUGAGUCCAGAAGCUAUAGAAAUGAUAUUUCCUAUUGGAUUUGCACUUGAUCUGGAUAUGCCUGCUGCAACGGGAUUGUAUUUCAUGUCGGCAAACGGUACCUUACCUUACUAUGAAAUAAUGACAAUAACGGAUGGAAUGCAACAACUGCCAGAACAGCUGGUAAAACAAUUUCUGACCACUAGUCGGUAUCACAGCUUGCACAUGAAACACAAACUGAUCAGUAUCACAAGGAACACACGGUCCGGGUAUAACUUAAAAUUCAACAGGACUGCGACCGGACACCUUGUCACAGUAUGUAGUCGAAAGGUAAUACUGGCUGUUCCCAUUCCGGCAUUGCUUCAAAUUAACUGGGACGUGAUACAGACGCCACGUAUUCAACAAAAUCUUAAUACUAUUACCCAACUUAUGGCUGUAAAAAUCUAUUUGGUGUAUGACCAUCCAUGGUGGAGGGAUAUUAUUUCGAGUGUUACAGACAGACAAAAUCAGACGCCUAGGUCUCAUGGUAAUAUUCAGUCAGACCUCCCUCUACAUUGGACGUAUGAUUUCGGUGUAUCAGCAAAGACAGGCAAAGCUGUGCUGCUCGUGGCAUACACGUCCAAUCCUAUGUGGAGGGAGUUACAGAAACAUGGCGACCGAAGGUGGGCGGGGCAUUACAGCGUUUCAACGGAAGCCAUUCGCCACACCCACCUGUACCUAUCGAAGCUAUACAACAUUCCUGUAACAACCAUCCCCUUCCCAAUAGACGGGCGGAUAUCUCAAUGGGAUGAAAACCCAUACAAUGGAUCCUUCUUCAUUUGGAAAACGGGCGUCGACUGGGGACGGGUCUGGAGAACAGUCAACAAACCUUCAGCGCUCGAUGACGUCUUUAUUGCAUCUGGGGCCUAUUGGAAUUAUCAAUCCGACGCUUGGUCUGAAAACUGUCUGAACGCCAUCAACGAAAUGUUACAGAAGUACUUCUGAAACUUUUGGAAUUUCAAAUGUUUCGCAGCUCUUUAAUUUGAGUAUUUACUUUGUAUUCUCUUUUUAUUUCUGCAAAGUCAUAUAAUAUCAGGUAGAAGUCAUAUAAUAUCAGGUAGAAGUCAUAUAAUAUCAGGUAGAAGUCAUAUAAUAUCAGGUAGAAGUCAUAUAAUAUCAGGUAGAAGUCAUAUAAUAUCAGGUAGAAGUCAUAUAAUAUCAGGUAGAAGUCAUAUAAUAUCAGGUAGAAGUCAUAUAAUAUCAGGUAGAAGUCAUAUAAUAUCAGGUAGAAGUCAUAUAAUAUCAGGUAGAAGUCAUAUAAUAUCAGAUAGAAGACAUUAAACCAGAAAGACUUAACUUAAACAUUCCUGGUAAGCUCGCAAUUAAAGUCAGCUUCAUAUGAAAACAAAAACAAAUCGGCCAUAAGAGUGACAAAGUUUGAUCCUAUUCGAAUGCUGGCUUUUGUUGUACUUUGCACAUGAUAUGCUCCAAAGUAAUUUGCAACCAUUUAUUUAUAUCGU
Mizuhopecten yessoensis (Yesso scallop) is the source of this 2057-nucleotide messenger RNA. RefSeq names its product achacin-like. The transcript has 5 exons. Gene Ontology annotation, biological process: amino acid catabolic process. Gene Ontology annotation, molecular function: L-amino-acid oxidase activity; polyamine oxidase activity. NCBI's taxonomy places the organism in Eukaryota, Metazoa, Mollusca, Bivalvia, Pectinida, Pectinidae. The record is from RefSeq and is a predicted model, not a curated record. The coding region runs from base 1 to 1542 and encodes 513 amino acids.